CCUAGCGGAAGAAAGCUACGGGCCUUGUGCGCGUGCUUCGCUCGCUAUGGCGGCAGCUGAGAAACCUUUGGAGUUCUAUGCCAAGCGGCCCUGGGGCCCGGAGAACGGGCUAGAAGAUCCGGACGAAGACGAAGAGGAUGAUAACGAUGAAACCGAGGAUGCGUUCUCCCUUCAGGAAGUGUUGCGGCUCGGAGGCACCAAGCAAGAUUAUCUUAUGUUGGCUGCUUUGGAUGAGAAUGAGGAAGUUGUGGAUGGAGGCAAAAAAGGAGCAAUUGAUGAUCUUCAGCAAGGUGAAUUGGAAGCAUUUAUUCAGAAUCUUAGUUUGGCCAAGUACGCAAAAGCUUUCCUAAUUGAAGAAGAUCAACCAGCUAAAAAAGAAGAGUCCAGCAAGAAGGAAGCAAGAGUUUCUAAAGUAGAUAGUAAAAAGCAAAAGACAGCAGAAAGUGAAAGUAAGGUGAAAAAUAAGAAGAGGCCAGAACAGCACUCUGAUGAGAACAACAGUGCCAUAACAAAAACAAAGAAAGAUAAGCAACAGGACAUCUUUGAAUUUUUUGAGAGACAGACAUUGUUACUUAAGUCUGGCGGCAAAUGGUAUGAUCUGGAGUAUAGCAAUGAAUAUUGUUUGGAACCCCAGCCUCGGGAUGUUGUGUCUAAGUACAAAGCCUUGGCUCAGAAGUUGUAUGAACAUGAAAUCAAUUUAUUCAAAAAUAAGACGAAUAUCCAAAAGGGAGCCUCUUCUACCUGGAUGAAGGCGAUUGUAUCAUCAGGGACUCUAGGUGACAGGAUGGCAGCCAUGAUUCUUCUUAUUCAGGAUGAUGCUAUUCACACACUCCAGUUUGUGGAAACUCUCGUGAACCUUGUUAAAAAGAAGGGCAGCAAACAGCAGUGCCUCAUGGCUUUAGAUACUUUCAAAGAGUUACUUAUUACAGACCUUUUGCCAGAUAAUCGAAAGCUACGGGUUUUCAGCCAGCAUCCUUUCGACAAACUAGAGCAGUUGUCCAGUGGCAACAGGGACUCCAGAGACAGAAGACUCAUAGUAUGGUAUUUUGAACACCAGCUGAAGCACUUAGUGGCUGAAUUUGUGCAAGUCUUAGAAACUUUAAGUCAUGAUUCAUUAGUAACCACCAAAACUCGAGCCCUCAUGGUGGCUCACGAGCUUCUUUGUAACAAACCUGAGGAGGAAAAGGCCUUUCUUGUGCAGGUGGUAAAUAAACUGGGAGAUCCUCAGAACAGAAUAGCCACCAAAGCCUCCCAUCUGUUGGAGACACUGCUUUGUAAACAUCCCAACAUGAAAGGAGUUGUGUGUGGUGAAGUAGAGAGACUGCUGUUCCGCUCAAAUAUCAGCGCCAAAGCCCAGUAUUAUGCAAUUUGCUUUUUAAAUCAAAUGGUCCUCUCUCAUGAAGAAAGUGAACUAGCUAACAAAUUAAUAACUCUUUAUUUUUGUUUUUUUCGGACUUGCAUCAAGAAAAAAGAUAUUGAAUCAAAAAUGCUCAGUGCCCUUUUAACAGGAGUGAAUAGGGCAUACCCCUACGCCGAGACUGGUGAUGACAAAGUGAGGGAGCAGGUUGACACGCUGUUCAAAGUGCUUCAUGCUGUGAAUUUUAAUACCAGUGUGCAGGCUUUAAUGUUACUAUUCCAAGUCAUGAAUUCUCAGCAGACGAUAUCAGAUCGAUAUUAUGCAGCAUUGUAUCGGAAGAUGCUGGAUCCGGGGUUGAUGUUGUGUUCUAAGCAAGCCAUGUUUCUUAACCUUGUCUACAAGUCUCUGAAAGCUGACAUUGUGUUGCGGAGGGUGAAGGCUUUUGUGAAGAGGUUACUUCAAGUCACUUGUGAACAGAUGCCACCAUUUAUAUGUGGAGCUUUGUAUCUUGUGUCUGAGAUCCUUAAAGCAAAACCAGGUUUAAGAAGUCAACUGGAUGAUCAUCUGGAGUCUGAUGAGGAAGAAAAUUUUAUUGACAUAGCAGAUGAUGAAGAAGCAGAAAAAUUCACUGAUGCAGAUAAAGAAACAGAAACAGAUACCGUGAAAAAAGCUGAGAUGGAAGAAACUGAGUCUGAAAGUCAUGUGGGAACCAGAAAGGUAGAGUCUGCUUCGUGGGUGCACUUUGAUAAUUUAAAAGGUGGCAAACGGUUAAACACAUAUGAUCCAUUCAGUAGAAACCCUUUGUACUGUGGAGCUGAAAAUACGAGUCUUUGGGAACUCAAAAAGCUAUCUGAGCAUUUUCAUCCUUCUGUGGCCCUUUUUGCAAAGACUAUUCUUCAGGGAAAUUAUAUUGAGUACUCGGGGGAUCCACUGCAGGAUUUCACACUAAUGAGGUUCUUGGAUCGAUUUGUAUAUCGAAAUCCAAAGCCACAUAAAGGCAAAGAAAACACAGACAGCGUUGUGAUGCAGCCAAAAAGAAAACAUUUUAUGAAGGAUAUUCGUAGUCUUGCUGUUAACAGUAAGGAGUUCCUUGCAAAAGAAGAAAGCCAAAUACCAGUAGAUGAAGUGUUUUUCUACAGGUAUUAUAAAAAAGUUGCUAAUGUUAAAGUGAAACAAAAGCGGAAUGAAGAUGAAGAAAGUAUAGAAGAUGUGGACGAUGAGGAAUUUGAAAAGAUGAUUGACACAUUUGAAGAUGAUAAUUGCUUCACCUCUGGAACGGAUGACCUUGAUUUCGCUGGCAACAUGAAGAAGAAAGCAAAAGGAGCUAAGGAUGACUCAGAAGAUGAAGAUUCAGAAGAUGACGACCUUGAUAAUUUGGAUGAUGAUGAAGUUUCGUUAGGAAGUAUGAAUGAAGAAUUCGCUGAAAUUGAAGAAGAUGGAGGAACAUUCAUGGAUGUGUUAGAUGAUGAGAAUGAGGGCAUUCCAGAACUUGAUGAUGAAGUCAGACUCAAAGUCAAUAAUAAGAAAAACAAGAGAAAAGGUGCAAAUGAUUUUGACUUUGCUGGGUCAUUUCAAGGACCGAGAAAAAAAAAGAAGAGAGACUUUGAUGACUCCAACGUAUUUGUAUCUGCUGAAGAGUUUGGCCACCUGUUGGAUGAAAAUAUGGGAUACAAGUUUGAUAACAUUGGCAUGAAUGCCAUGGCUAACAAAGAUAAUGCAAGUCUCAAACAGCUUAGAUGGGAGGCUGAACGUGAUGACUGGUUACACAACAGAGAUGUGAAAAGCAUCAUCAAGAGGAAGAAAAAUUUCAGAAAGAGGCCAAAAACCACUCAAAAAAUUAAAAGGCAAAGAAAAUAAGUGUUUUCUAAAUAAAUUACAAAGUAAAAUUCCACUUACUCUUAAUUUUUACUGCUCAGCCAUUUUUCUUGAUCUUGCUCUCUGAUUCCAUACAUUCCAGAGUGUUCAAUGGAUUUGUAAUAAACUAUAAAUAAAAAUAGCUGUCAUUUAUAAAAUCAUGUAAAAGUAUUUAUACUGAGAAAAAAAAAUCAAGCUUUUCCCCCUUAUUUCUGCACAAUAAAAUGAAAAAGACAACAGGA
Molecule: messenger RNA, 3453 nt
Organism: Cervus elaphus (red deer)
Lineage: Eukaryota; Metazoa; Chordata; Mammalia; Artiodactyla; Cervidae
Gene: CEBPZ
Product: CCAAT enhancer binding protein zeta
Exons: 16
Coding region: 47-3214 (1055 amino acids)
Cellular component (GO): nucleus
Source: RefSeq, a predicted model, not a curated record